Hevea brasiliensis (rubber tree) is the source of this 1206-nucleotide messenger RNA. Its product is annotated as psbP domain-containing protein 5, chloroplastic. The record is from RefSeq and is a predicted model, not a curated record. NCBI's taxonomy places the organism in Eukaryota, Viridiplantae, Streptophyta, Magnoliopsida, Malpighiales, Euphorbiaceae. The coding region runs from base 90 to 992 and encodes 300 amino acids. The transcript has 11 exons.
GAAUAAUGCACGUGACAAAGGCAUGGAGCCGAAGUAACAUUAUUCAGUGAAGCUGCUGAAGUGUGGAUGAGGCAACCAAGGCCAUAACAAUGGCAAUGGUUCUUCUCUGCUCACCGUCUCUUCUCCCACCUCAUCAUUUUCUCAGGAAUCAGAGUAGAACCUUGCUAAGCGAGAAGAAAUGCAAGUUAAAAGAGAAGAUACUGAUUCGCUCAUGUGCUUCUUCUUCUUCUUCUUCGAAACCCAAUUCACUAGAUGGGUUUUUCAGAAGGGAUUUCGUGCUUUUUGGUCUAUCUUCUUCCAUAUCUAUUUUCUUUCCAUCUUUGGGGUCCCUUGCAGAGGAAUAUCUAAGAAUGGACUCUUUGGUUGAUGAAAUAAAUGCUUAUACUUAUUUAUACCCAGUAGAGUUGCCAUCUAAAAAGGUCAUCUUUAAAUGGGUAGAAUCCAGAAAGCCAGAACGAUAUUCAUCAGCUGCACCAUUGUCUCCUGAUGCACGCCUGCGCAUUGUGUCUGAGCGUGUUGACAUUAUUGAUAACUUGAUCAUCUCGGUUACAAUAGGUCCCCCAAAUUUUCAGUUCAUAAAAUCUAAGGACAAGGGUACCUGGACUGCAAAAGAUGUUGCCGAUUCUGUUUUGUCAGACAAGUCUGCGCUGCGAGUCACCUCAAGUCAGCGAUUGGCUGAGAGUUCAGUUCUUGAUACCCAUACCAGUGUAACUGAUGGUGAACCAUACUGGUAUUAUGAAUACCUUGUACGCAAGUCACCCACAAAAAUUGCUCAAGAGUCAAAUCUUUAUUGGCACUAUAUUUCUUCAACAGUUGAACGAGAUGUUUCAACUGGUAAGAUCCUAUUUCACUGGUGGAACUAUAUUCAAUUGUCGCUCUUGAAAUGUUCUGCAUAUUUUGCAGAUAUGGCUUCUCCAUUUUCUGGACUUCUAUUCACUCAUAAGGAACUUAAUUGCAGGUUAUCUGUAUACAAUAAAUGCUUCAACUCUUAGCAAACAGUGGAACAAGAUGGGGCCUUUCCUGGAGAAAACUGUGGCUUCAUUUCGCCUUCUCCCUCCCACGGAUCGGUAUGUACCUCCAUAUAAGGAUCCAUGGAGAUUUUGGUGAACAUGUUUCUUUUAAUUCAUUUGUCAUUGAUCCUUAAUGUAUUCCCUCCUUCACAAUAGUUUCAAAUUCAAUAGACAUGUCAUGAGUUUUAUUCUUUUA